This is a messenger RNA of Acanthosepion pharaonis, 477 nucleotides long. NCBI's taxonomy places the organism in Eukaryota, Metazoa, Mollusca, Cephalopoda, Sepiida, Sepiidae. The record is from the annotation of a GenBank genome assembly.
AUGUAUACUAGUCUGUUUCAAUCUAUCACAGUCUGUUUAUAUCUAUGUUUAGGUCACUGCCUAUUCCGAUGCGUUCAUACCUACCCAUUUCUUCUCUCUUCUGUCUGUAUGUCUCUCUCUGUCUCUCACUUUCUCUCUGUCUCUCUUCUCUCUGCCUAUCUAUCUAUCUAUCUAUCUAUCUAUCUAUCUAUCUAUCUAUCUAUCUAUCUAUCUAUCUAUCACAAUGUAUUCUUAUCUCGUCCCGGUUUAUUAAUUAAUUUCUUUCUUUCUUUCUUUCUUUCUUUCUUUCUUUCUUUCUUUCUUUCUUUCUAUCACAGUCUAUUCAUAUCUAACUAUUCAUAUUUAUCUCUCUAUCUCUGUUUAUUCAUAUCUAUCUAUCUAUCUAUCUAUCUAUCUUAUUUCAUCUAUUCAUAUCUAUCUGACUCUAUUCAUUAUCUAUCUAUCUAUCUAUCUAUCUAUCUAUCUAUCUAUCUAUAA